CCUCCUCUUCCUUGUUUUGUAAACGAUCAGGCCACGGAAUUAAAAACCCCCCGUAGACUGUUGGUCUCCACCGUCAACAAUAAACCAGUUAGACUUGCUGUCUGAUAUAAAACUAAAGACAUGACAGCCAAACGUGGCCUCAUCACAGAUACAUUCAAGGCAGUGAAGAAAGAGAAAAGAGGUGACAGAAGAGGUGACAGGGAUAAGAAACCUCCAUCACCCCCAGCUGCAGCUGCAGAACCUCCUUGCCCAAGUGAGAGAGAGAUCGAUUUGCAGGAGCUCAGGAAGUUUGAUUUGGAUUGGCAGUUCGGCCCAUGUACAGGGAUCAGUCGCAUGCAGAGGUGGGAGAGGGCAGCUCUACAUGGCCUGAACCCCCCACAGGAGAUUAAGGACAUACUGCUGAAGGAGAGUACAGACCCAGACUACACACACAGUCUCUGGCGUGACUACCCCUUGUGAAGAAACAUUGGUGAAGAAAUCGAGACAGCUAGAGAAAUGAGACACCAGUGACAAGGAAUGAUUAUCAUGGUUACUUUGAUUGUUCAUGUUUGAAUGUUCCAGUUUUUUGUUUUUUUUAUCUUGCUCAUUUUUACACUACAUUUUUAUAAAGUGGAAAUUUAUUAAACACUG
Ictalurus furcatus (blue catfish) is the source of this 630-nucleotide messenger RNA. It is a transcript of the gene pold4, whose product is annotated as DNA polymerase delta 4, accessory subunit. The record is from RefSeq and is a predicted model, not a curated record. Gene Ontology annotation, molecular function: DNA-directed DNA polymerase activity. Gene Ontology annotation, biological process: DNA synthesis involved in DNA repair; DNA-templated DNA replication. The transcript is spliced from 5 exons. NCBI's taxonomy places the organism in Eukaryota, Metazoa, Chordata, Actinopteri, Siluriformes, Ictaluridae. The coding region runs from base 121 to 459 and encodes 112 amino acids. Gene Ontology annotation, cellular component: delta DNA polymerase complex.